Molecule: messenger RNA, 408 nt
Organism: Rhizophagus irregularis DAOM 181602=DAOM 197198
Lineage: Eukaryota; Fungi; Glomeromycota; Glomeromycetes; Glomerales; Glomeraceae
Source: RefSeq, a predicted model, not a curated record
AUGCUUAUCAUUUUGUCAUUGGAUGAUUUUUUAAAACAAAUAAAUUAUGAAAAACUUAGUCAUGCCGCUUACGCCCUUCAAAUCUUGCAAAAUUUUGAAUUUUUAACUGCAAAGGAUUUAUUAAGAUUUAACAUCAAAUCCGAAGGGAAUCGAUUAAAUGUUAAUGAAUCCAUAAUAACAUUAGCACUUAACCGACUUUGGCUCGAUCCUAUUUUAAAAGCAAAUUUAACGGUCUUAGCAGAAGAAAUUAAUAAUACUAAUGUAAAUAAGAAAAUGGUUAAUGAUGAAAAUUUAAGUAGGAUUAUUCAAUUAGGACCGCAAAGUGCCAGUACUUCUUUCGAGGAUAAUUUUUUUAACGGUGUUAGUUUUCAUAAUAAUAACGAAAUUGGAUUUGGACGUUUAUUCUAA